GUUGGUUUAACAAUAGGUGAGCAUAUUGACAACAUUCGCCAAAUCUACAAAGUCUCUGAAGGCUGGGUAUCCCCUUUUCCAUGGUCUGAGGAAUUUUAUUUUCCAAUUGAGCAAAUUUUCGCAAGGCUCACGAUGUUCAAAAGAGAGAAAAACGCUAGAGGGACAGUAAUACAUGAAGUUAAUGAAAUGGAUGAAAUCUUCAAACCAUACGAAGAAAAAAGCACAGAGGCCAAAAGAGUGUUAAUUGAAGGAAAUCCUGGCACAGGAAAGACGAUGUACUGCAGAAAGAUUGCUUACGAUUGGGCCACACGGGAUACCACUGCAGGAGACUGGUUUUCGAAAUUUCAAGUGGUUCUCUUGCUGAAAUGCCGUCACAUAGUCGGUCGAGAGUUUGACCUUUGGGAGGCCAUUGAUGAUCAACUUUUACCUCGAGAAAUUCAAAAGGAAGAAAGAGAGGAACUCUUCAAGUUUGUUCGUGACAAUCAAUCAAAGGUUCUACUGGUUCUUGAUGGGUUUGACGAGUUACCUCAGAGUCAACUGCCGACGUUUUCUGAAAUUAUUCAAGGUCGAAUCCUUCCCGGGUGUAAUUUGUUGGUUACAGCACGCCAUGAGGGUGGUAUACCAAUAAGAAAAUACUUUGGUUUUGUGCUCGAGAUUCAAGAAUUCACUCUACAAAAUGCACAAGAGUUUGUGCAUAAAUUCUUUAAAGGAAGGGAUGAUCUAGCAGAAAAGCUUUUGCUCAAGCUCAAGGAAGACAAAAACCUGCAAGAAAUUAUGUUCAACCCGUUAAACAGUGCCCUACUUUGCCUCAUUUGUGAAGAAUUUGAAGGAAAUUUUCCAAAAAACAGCACUCGACUGUAUCUGGAGAUAGUUCAUUGUAUUCUGAAAAUACACAAUAAAAAGAAUGGUCGACCAGUAAAUGAGGAUUUACUUGGAGUCUACAAAGAUCAGUUGAAACAACUUGGCUCGGUAGCGUUAAGCGGUCUCUUACGACGUGAAAAGUACUUUGACGAGAGACGGUUGGGAAAUUGCUUGGAAGUACUUGGAUUCGGAUUUCUAUCAGCUCAUCCUGGAGGCAGCAAAUUAAGACCAUGUCUGUAUUACAGCUUUUUGGACACGAUUUUGCAACAACUGUUUGCGGCAUUUUUUCUUAGCUGCCAUGUUGUUGAAGAAAAAAUCAGUGUUGAAAAAAUAGCCACUAACGAAAUAUAUCUCGAUAAGCUGAAGCAAGUGCUUUUGUUCACAUGUGGGAUCUUGGCAAUUCAAGAGAAAGAAAAAGCAGUGACCCUUAUCAAGCUUUUAAUGGAAAAAGUCAAGAAAGGGAAUGCUGUUGCCGGUUUCGUUGCAAUGGAAUGCUUUGAAGAAUGUAGGAAAGAAAAUGGUGAUCUUGACGAGGAAUUAGCCUUGAUGCAGUUGAAUUUUAAGGGCCAAGUCACUGGUCUCGGUAAGACUCGCGAAUAUUUUUACAUUCUACCAUCAUUUAGACUGCGAGUUUCUCGAUGCUUGCCACGCAGGCUAGAACAAAAUGGCUCUACAAGCAACUAGGGGAGGCGAGACGGAAGAGGCUCGAGCCUGACGCACUCGCUUCUCGCGUCUUGCCACUCGCCUGUUGUGUGUGCCUUCCAGGAGACUGCUUGAAUCUCACUUUUGACCUGAAAGACAACUUAAAAAUUCUUAAAAGUUCUAAACUCUUAACAGUGGACGCCUUGCACCUGCCGGUCUGACAAUCUUUUUUUACAUACAAAUCCGUAUUAGUCUAUUUUGUAGACGUAUUUUUUUGCGUCAGUCACCUCAGAAUUUGCUUUCUAGCUAAUUUCCCCAUGCUCAUUUUAACUCUGGUCUCAUAAAAAAUUGCAUUAAUAAGGUCACGUGACCACGAGAUGCAAACAGCCUAUCACUCCGUCAUCGGUAACAAAAUUGCCAAAAUUUGUCUCGAUUUCUUGAAUAUGACAACCUGUUUUUUUGUUUUUUUUUUUAGUUGAAAUCGCAGUGGACGUGAGUCAUGGAGAAUUUGACGUCCCCGAGGAGGAAUUUUCCAAAACGUUGGUGAGGAAAGGUAAGGAUAACCUUUCACCUUAUACCUCUUAUUAGAAUCGCAUUAUAAGACUAUAGUUCAGCUGCCAUUAAACUAUUUCAGAAACUCUAUAAAUGUUAAUGUUAAAGCUAAGGCUUUCCGAUUGAGCGGUCUGAGAACAAAACAUGGCUUGAACGUGAAUGACCAACCAGUUUUACUUUUAAAAGCUCAACUUAAGAGGGCCAGGCUGGUCAGUAAGAUUCAAGAACUAUUUCAGAAACUCUAUAAAUAUUAAUGUUAAAGGCUUUCCGAUUGAGCGGUCUGAGAACGAAACAUAGCUUGAACGUGACUUGCCAACCAAUUUUAGUUUUGAUAAAACUAUCUUAAAAAGCUCAACUUAAGAGAACCAGGCUGGCCAGUAAGAUUAAAAAAUAAAUGUCAAUAGCAAAUGCCCUAUUUCCGUAAAUGAAAGGGCAUUGUGUUUCGCAAUUUUAUGAUAGACACCAAGACUUCAACUUUGGGAACAGCACACACAAACCAAUCAAAAUUAACGCAAAAAAUUUUUAAGUAAACAGGUUGCCGAGAUGCAUGUCUUGAAGCCAACAAUUGACGAAACUGGUUCAAUGCCUUCAAACUGUCUGAUUCAAUUUUCAUUGAAUAGAGUUUUGAACAACGCUAUAGCAACGUUUGCGCUUUGUAAAGGGUAAGCUGUCUGAUUUUUUAAGCUGUUCUGAGUUUCUUAAUCAACUGAGUUUUUCGCAGUUUUAGAAACAUACAAUUUUUUGGUAAGACUGGACUUUUUGUCGUAAGUUUUAGGCUAAUACUCCUCUUAAUUUUUACAUUAGCGGAGCGCGUUGCUCGCCCGAUUGACCGGUCCGGAAUUGACUCAGCCGCUGUUUUGGUCAUGUGCCCGAGCUUCUUGCCGAAGAGAUGUUCUCUUUUCGGGGAGAAACAAGACCGGACCCAUGCAAAUAUGGUUCGUAGAGGCUGAGAACUGAUUAGCUGAGAAAAGUUUAAAAAAACUCAUAGACUAAAAGAGAUGCAACACUCUCAUCCUCACCCCAUUCUAUUUUUUCACCAGAAUGUCAUCAGUUCCAUCCAGAAGGUAGGCCUGUGCAAGAAGAACAAGAUAAGACAGUAAUCUACGAGUAAGUAUCUAAGCCGGAUCAUGUACGUUGACUGAUUACCCUGCUAUGCACUGGUCUACCUUAUUAUCCUGUACUCUUCUCCACCUAAAACUACUGUACUCUCCUUUUCUUGUCUCCACUUGGCAUAAUUCUGUCCUUAAGUAUGCUUGCAUCUGAAAUGACAGCGAAAGUCCACGUCAAAACUUUACAGUACACCUGACACAUACAGGUUCUUUGGCACUUAUAGAUAAAUUCAUUGUCUGCUUGAUUUGUUGACUAAUUGCAGAGGAACAUUGAGAAGCGAGCAAUCCCGCGAUUUGUACCCGACGGCAGGGGCUCUUUCUUUGACGUUUCCUUUUAACUCCGUGUCUGUGCCUACGUCAAUAGUGGUCUACAAAUGGAAACAUACAGCUCGUUCGCCCCCACUUCAUGACCAUGAGGCCGUUGUUAGCAACGUGAUUGAAAUCGCCACAAACAAAGGCCAAGGAUUUAAAUUCAAUGUUGCAGUACAACUGUUCCUCUGUCACAGUGCGCCGGAUUUAGCUGGUUAUGAGGUGGUUAUUAAAAGGCAGACUGACACUGAGAACAAUAUUUGGGAGGAGGUCACUGGAACAGAGGACUUACAGGAUCAGUCAGGUGCCUUGGAUAUUUUGAAAACUAUAUAUUAACUCAUAGUGAAAAACGUUGCGUCUCAACCAACUUUUUUAACAAAAACACUCUCUCCAAAUGAAACCUGAAAUUUUCAAUUUAUAACCAGAAACUUAUAAGGGGUUGAAACGUUAACUCUCGAACGUUUGCUUUGUCCCAUGCUCUUGAUUAUCCAGUUUCGCAAGUAACAUAUUUAGAACGAGAAAAAAAGAUAACUGACCAAUUAAACUUCGUAAACGACGUGACGGAAUGUUACUCACGUUCCUGUUAAGCAACAACAACGGCGAUGGCUACGAAAACGUGACUUAUAUAAAAAGUGGAUUCGCGCUGCUUACAACUUCAUUGCGCUUAUUCCAUCUUGUUCACUUCGUCAAGUGUUUAGCAAUUUUUUUUCUGUAUCGAAGUUCAGGAAUAGAAAAGGAGAGUCGUUGUCUUGUGUUUCGCCCUCCACAAAACGUGAAAUUAUUCACUUUCACGUCAAAGUCAUGCAGUGGCGGCAAAGAAAUGUACACAAAAUCGCGACGCGGGUGCGAAUUAAUUUGUUGUUAAACGUAUUGGUUUCUUUUACCCGGCCGCAGCUACUUUUCAACCACAUAUGUGUUUUUGUUAUUACUAAUUUGUGUUUUAUACCCGUCUGAUUAAAUGGCCAAUUUUAGUUAGACAACCAGCUUGCCGAGAGUGUCGUAAAGAGGACACGCGCCUGUGGGGUUUAAUUCAUCCACUUUGUUGAUUACAGAUAUCAGUGAGUACCCUUCUCUCAUGGAAGUUGAGGACUGGUACCUUCCUGUUGCACAAGCUGACAUAACUGAGUGUUCGACAUACGCAGUGAUCUGUCGUCUCAAGUCGUCUCCCUCUUACACCAUCACAUCUUAUGGUGGUUCCUUCAAUCAUCCUUGUUAUCCAGGUGUAACUGUGACAAUCCCUAAGAACGCUGUAGCACGUAAAACAAGGGUCUCUUUAGAGUUAAAGGUAGGCGUGGUGAAUAGACCUUAUUUACGAUACCCGCCAUUUUUGCACGCGCUUUGGGAUUGAUGGGAUAGAAGCAAUGUCACGUUGUAUCUCAGGGCGCAAACAAGUGAUAAAAUUUGCUACUACGAGAAAUCGCGGUCGAGUUUGUUUAUCCCCUGAAAACGAUAAGGCAAUUUUAAAUUUGCAAAAUGUACAGUUCAAGUUUCGAGAAGUUCUCACUUCAUUAUUUCUUGCUGUAAGGACAUCUACGGUAGCUACUGCAUUGAAAAAAAUAACAACGAUCAAAUCCAUCCAUAACUUGCCCUUGUUGUCUUUAAGAUAAAACGUUAUUCAUUUUCAGUUGUCUAAAAUAAACAAACACAACCGCAAUUUCUUGUAUUGGAAGAUUUUAUCACUUUUUCGCACCCUGAGAAACCACGUGACGUUGCUUUUUACCCAUCAGUCCUAAUGCACGUGCAAAGAUGGCGGAUGUCGUGAAUAAGGUCUAUUUGAGAACACUAAUACUAAACUUGAACAGGAUGGCAAAGACAAGUAUUCGGAAAGUCAGAAUGAUGCCAGAUGAUCUUUUCACUGGUUCCCUUGUUUGAGAAUACUAGAAGGAUAUGCACUGGUUUUUAUUUCAAAUCAUCACUGCACUGGCAAAUAAAACAAGUUGUUCAACGGAACUUUGUAAAAUUCCGACUUGAAGAUUACUGCUUGCACCUGCGCGUUACAUACCUUUUCUUAGCUAAAUUGCAAAUCAAAGAUAUGCGAUUCAUACUGUUUUUAACCAGAUACGAUAAGAUGUUAUUAUAGGAUCAGUAAUACUCCGGAACAGUUUUCUGUAAAAGGUGAGAGAUCGAAUGAAACACUAGGCAAGAUGGUGUUGAUUUAGGGUUGAGGUAAAGGCUUUUCAAAGUUGCAAAUUAAAAAAAGCCAGUGUCCAGGUCAUUGCGCGCGGUCCUAAAGGCGACUGUGUCCCUUUAAUCUCAUGCGCUCAAAUAAAAAAAGCCCAAUAAUGUUGGAAAUGCUUUUCUUCUAUCUAUUUCUUAUACAUUCUUAAAGGUACACGAAGUUCCAAGAAGAGAAUUUGAAGGACAAGAUUUAUGGUUUGGAUCUGUACUACGGAUCAACUGCUCCCACGUCGUUAAUUUCGCAAAGCUUGUCACUGUUCAGUUGCCAGUUUCUCUUAGAGGUGAACAGAAAGAAAUUGGGAAUACCUCGAAGUGCCGUGUCAGGGUAUUGUUUCUGAGGUCUAGAGGCGAACACAAAGAAUGGACUGAAAUCACCGGCGAUCUUCUAGAUCCUGCAAGUUUUGAUGGGAAGUUUGUUCGGUUCCAGGUUGACCACUUCUCUGGGUAUGGUUAUAGUAGUUCUUGUAAGCCAGGGAAAGGAACAGGGGUCUACAUCUCCCUCCUGUCAGCCAGUUUUGUAUUUUUUCUUUUCUCUCUAAACUGUUACAAACUUCGGUCAUCUUUGACAAUUAAAAAAAAAAAAACAACAACAACAACAAACUAAAACUAAUCACAGGUACCUUAUUUCCUCGAAUAAUAGCCGGGGGCGAUUAUUAUUUUUUUCGCACAAAAAGGCAGUGAUAAUUCGAGGGAACGCGAUUAUUUUAAACAUUGCUCACUGGAAGUCAUGCCCUUUUUAUUGUUUCAUUUUCCCAUUAAAUAAAAAAAUGACCAAAUAAAAUAAACUGAAUAUGGGCCUUUUUAGUGUUCCAAAUUUGGUUCCUUGAUUAAUUUUCAAUGUCAGUAUCCUCGGCGUCAGAAAUUGAAUCGUCACUGAUGAGUUUUGCCGCAUCAGACUCCACUUCAACUUGACAGGGAAGGGAUAAAAGAAAGAGAAGAUGGCGAGAAGGGUGAGAGGGACGAUUACUCAAGGGAGGCGAUUAAUCGAGAGGGGGCUAUUAUUCGAGGGAAUACGGUUAUUAAAAGGCGACCGUUGCAGAAAUGGAACGAACUAGACUUAACUAACUAGAAAUAAAACAUUCUAGUUGGGUCCAGUUGCUCUGCUCCCAUGAUUCAUAGCUGGAUUGCUUUACCGUCUUCCCUGUUAUUAUAAGAAUAUGUUGAGUAAAAAUAUAUAUUUUUGGUUUGAAAGAAGGGUUUACUUCCCCCAACGAUGAUUGAUUGAUUAUGGAGCCAUGCAUCACGUGGCAUGCAAUGACAUUCAACCCCUUCCGAAAAUUAAUGGCAAUAACGUUAACUAAUAUUUAUUUAGAGUAGUUUUAUUAAAGCCCUGACAUUGCAUUUUAAACGUAUAAAAAAUCCAUUAGGACUCAUUCACUCUUUCACUGCAGCUGGUUUUAAUGCAAUGUUUCUCAAUAAUCGCUUCUCUUAAUGAAAUUCCAAACAUGCCGCUGCGUUCUUGUGUCGGGGUACCGCCGAAGUUAUAUUUGAAGGCGGUGUGGCUAAUUAGCCUGUCAUUUACUCAAUAUGGCGUUUAUUGGCGAAAGUUCUAUUUGUAAAAGUUUAUCGUAAUCCUAUAGCUGAGGGAUCUACAUUAAAACAAGAAGGUCUUAGUAGCGUUGAGUCUCGCUUGCUUGUAAAUACGUUUUGUUGUCAGCUGGUGCUGUUAUGCUACCUUUUCGUUUGGAAUACAAAACGAGUGUUAUAUUUCAUGAUGUGUACUGAAAACGUAAAAAUUGCAAGGAGAGACAGGCCGCGCAUCUUAGUUUCACACCUGUGUGAAGCCUUUGAAAACCUUCUGCAUAUUGAUAUUGCUCCAGUGAGGAGAACUCUUUCAGGGAUUUUACACUCAAAAAAUUAAACGACGAUUUUUAUCAGUAUAAAUAUAAAUAGCUUCUAUGUGGCGGACAAGAUACGGCUCGGUAGAGUUUUUGUUCAACAGAGGAAAAAUGUAUAAGAGGGGCACCCAAUGACUUUUUUCUUUAAAAUAUCUGUUCGGAGAAGCAAAAUAAUCCCUAGAAUUUUCUAUAGCUUGAAGAAAGCUAAAAAUUUUCAGAAGACCGUUUCAUUCUUAUACAAGUUUUCGAAGCAAUUAUCAAAUAAAUUCCCUACGAUUUUCUGACGUUCAAUUUUUCGCAUUUCAAUCCUCAGGUUAGGCUAUUUUUCGUAGAAAAGGAAACCUAAAAUUUUCGGAUUUGAAAAUGCGAUGGAAAGAGGACUAGGACUUUCAUAAAACUUUAAAUUGCAUCUAAAAUUUCGGGAAAAUAAUAUUCAAGCCCUUGUUAUUUCGAAAAGACUCAAGUUCCCCUAGGAUGACCGAACAGAUACAAAUUUUACAGCGCCGUUUAGAAUGCCUUGCUAGAGCUCUAAAAGUACUCUGGGUAGCCUAAAAAGUGUUUUCAAUGUAUUUAGGAGGAAACCGUUGUUGGGUGCCCCUGUGUAUUAGCAGAACCUUAUACAACAGACAGUUAAAGUUCGCGCGUAUUCCUGUUGAAUUUGUUGUUCGCUUUAUAAAAAAUCAAAAUGCGUGAAAAUAAUUACAUUUUCCAUGGCUGCUUGGUAUCUGCUUCUAAUAGAAGCUGUACACAGCAUGCACUUUAUCACAGAAUCACUGGGACAAAGCGUUUCAUUUUCCAGGAAAUUUCACUUUUUCGUCAAAACAGUAACUGACUCAGUCAGACUGGGAGUAGUUUACUUAAAUUUAGUGCUCAGUACAGCGAGAGGGGUUAUGUUCUGUGUAAUUUAUCUACAGUCUGCCGCCCACAUCACCAAGAUCCACGAUUUAUUUAUUUCUCUAUUUUAUUUUCGAUUUUUUUUAACCGAUCCUCGAUCCGCGAUUUUCGAUGCCCGAUCCUCCAUCCUCCAUCCUCCAUCCUGGUUUUUCAGUAGACCUCGAAGAUUGUUCUUUAUUUCUACCAUUGAAGAAAUCAGUUGUUCCAAAGUAACCAACGCUUUCAAGCAAUAGAGGUCGUGGACCGACCCGUUCCGGAAAAGCUCGCGAUAUGAGAUUUUUUAUUCUAUAGACAUGGCGUCGGUGCUGCAAAAAGAGUGCGUGACAGUCACUUACAAAGUUACCCGUAUAAACACAUCCGUGACACAUGCGUAACGUCAGACGCGAAGUUGAAUUUUCUUCCACUAGUACUCGAAGGUUAAAUCACCGUAGAGUUCCAGUAAUUGCGACAAUAUUCUGAGAAUCGUAACGCCUCAAUACACCAGAAAAAUAUUUUCUUAUCCCGCUCGGGGUAUUUAUCAAUUAUUGAAUGAGUUUGAGUAGGAUAUGAAAAUUCUGCAGAUCGAGGAGGGUGUUUUGCGGGCCAAGGUGGAUAACACCCUCCGAGAUCUGCAGAAUUCUUCAUAUUCUACGAAAGCCGAAUUCAACAAUUGCUUUAUUAUUCAUUCAAACUAAUUUCCAAGUUUAAAAACAAGCUAAAACAUGCUUACCUCGGUCGAAUUGUUAAGUCCAUAUCGAUAGUGCAUCUAUAUCGGGAAAUUUAGGAGAUAAAGGUGUGUUCAGGUUUGCAAAUAUACUCCAAAUAGCCGAUUUCGUCAGUUGAGUUGUCGUCUUGCUGUUCUUACAAUUUUUUUAGACAAUAUUUCGCCGUGAAACGAGUAAAAUUUUUCUUCCCACUGUUCCGCCAUUUUGUUCUCACUGCCAAAACAACUCAACUUCGUCCCCAGGUUUUCUCGGUUAACGGUUCAAUAAUCUGCAACUUUGGCUGUACUUUUGACGUCAUCGGUUCAAUGUGACAAAAUUCUUCCAAAUUUUGUCAACCGAAGCUUGUUAUGAUGAAUUAUGCGUGUGAUUUUAGCCAAUCAGAAACGGAAAAAUAUUUUUAAUGAAUGAUAAUUACUUUUAAUACACGUGCAUAAUUACACGAAAAUCAAAGGCCUCGAUUCGGGGGAAAUGACAUCAUUGCCAAACAGCGAAAACGUUUUCAACUUUCACGCGUUCUUUCAGUCAUCGCAGAAAAUAAAUCGCAUGCUCAUCACAAAGCUCAUUUGCAUACAAUGAAAGCAGUUUCCAUCCUGACGAUCUCCCCUAGGAACGCCUGGGAGAAUGCCCCCCUUUUUGCGACGGGAUACACGCUUGCAUUUUUAGAGUCUCACUCUGCUGAAGCAAGCUCAACUAACCAUUUAUUUAAGAUGAUUAAUUUACCCUUCUGUUUCUCUAUUUCAGAUUCUGGGUUUUUUUGGAUGGGCGCAACGAAGAUUCCAGUGUCCCUGAAAAUGUUGGUCGGCUGCCGCAGAAUAUGUACAUAAUGCCGUACUUCUUGGCUUACUUCCAUCCAGAGUCCAGAGAAAUUAUAAUUCUUGUAUGUUUCCCAAAACAUCUCAGGAAGGAUGUGUUAAUGGAGCUUAAGGAUAAUCCCCGGAUAACAAGCACGCAAAACGUAGUGAGCUCAAGUGAACUUAUGAGACCAUGGCUAGACAAAGCAUUUGUCUUUGUCUCAGGAGGGGUAUGUCCACAUGACCCAAAAGACCAAGGUGGCCUCUUCCUCGUGUAA
Molecule: messenger RNA, 10156 nt
Organism: Porites lobata
Lineage: Eukaryota; Metazoa; Cnidaria; Anthozoa; Scleractinia; Poritidae
Source: the annotation of a GenBank genome assembly